AUGAAUAAUUUAUCAUCAUUUAUAUUAUUAUUUCUACUAAUUUUAUUAUUUUGUUUCAAAUCACUUGAAAUUAGUGAGAAUAAUUUUAUUGAUUCUUUAAAUAUAGAGAAUGCUUCAAUAGCAGUUACUUUUAAUAAUAAAGAAGAUAAACAUAGUAUAGAAAAAAGACAAGUUAAUAGAAAUAGACGUCAAAGAAGAGCAAGAAGAAUUAGAAGACAACUUACUGCUGCUUUAACUUCUAUAAGUGCACAAAUAACAGCAUUAAAUCAACAAUUAAGUAGUCUUCAAGCUCAAGUAUCAAAUUUGGCAACUACAACAACUCCUCCUGCAGCAGGAGCGGGAGGAGGUUAA
Strongyloides ratti is the source of this 351-nucleotide messenger RNA. RefSeq lists its product as hypothetical. The record is from RefSeq and is a predicted model, not a curated record. NCBI's taxonomy places the organism in Eukaryota, Metazoa, Nematoda, Chromadorea, Rhabditida, Strongyloididae. The coding region runs from base 1 to 351 and encodes 116 amino acids. The transcript has a single exon.